This is a messenger RNA of Plutella xylostella (diamondback moth), 2259 nucleotides long. Its product is annotated as very long chain fatty acid elongase AAEL008004. NCBI's taxonomy places the organism in Eukaryota, Metazoa, Arthropoda, Insecta, Lepidoptera, Plutellidae. The record is from RefSeq and is a predicted model, not a curated record. Gene Ontology annotation, cellular component: endoplasmic reticulum membrane. Gene Ontology annotation, molecular function: fatty acid elongase activity. Gene Ontology annotation, biological process: very long-chain fatty acid biosynthetic process; sphingolipid biosynthetic process; fatty acid elongation, saturated fatty acid.
CGCAGGCGCACACCGCGCCCCCCCCCGCCCCGCCCCCCGCGCUCACACCACGCGAACUCCUUAUUAUUGACCCACCUGUACGCGACAUCACUAGUGUUCAGUGCUAACCUACAACAACAACAACACCGCCGGGCGACGCCAGCGCCGCACCACCGCCCUCCAGAUUGGAGCAGCAAAAUUUUAGUCACAAUUGCUUCGGAUACUACGUAACAAAUACACACAAUGGCACUAGUAUUACAAUUAAUAGACAACUUCCAUGGAUUUAUGGAUAAAUAUGGGGAUCCCAGGACCAACCCGUGGUUCCUGAUGAGUUCACCCUUCCCCACAUUACUAAUAUGUUUAAGUUAUGUAUAUCUAGUCAAGGUUUUAGGACCACGGUUUAUGGAAAAUAGGAAACCUUAUGAAUUAAAAAAUGUUUUAAUAGCAUACAACGCCUUCCAAGUAAUAUUCAGCACAUGGCUCUUUUAUGAGAUCGGUGCGGCAGGCUGGUUUACAGGCAGGUAUAACUUUCAGUGUCAGCCAGUCGACAACUCCAAACAUCCAGAGACCAUGAGGAUGGUACACGCCUGCUGGUGGUACUAUUUCUCCAAGUUCACAGAAUUCUUCGACACGUUCUUCUUUGUGCUAAGAAAGAAGUUCGACCAUGUGUCGACCCUGCACGUGAUCCACCACGGGGUCAUGCCCAUGUCCGUCUGGUUCGGGGUCAAGUUCACUCCGGGGGGCCACUCCACCUUCUUCGGGCUUCUUAACACGUUCGUGCACAUCAUCAUGUACUCCUACUACAUGUUGGCCGCGAUGGGCCCCCACAUGAGGCCGUAUCUGUGGUGGAAGAAAUACUUGACCACUCUGCAGAUGGUGCAAUUCAUCGGCAUCAUGGUGCACGCGUUCCAGCUGCUGUUCAUCGAGUGCGACUACCCGCGCGCCUUCGUCUGGUGGAUCGGCAUGCACGCCGUCAUGUUCUUCUUCCUGUUCAAGGACUUCUACAACCAGUCCUACAAGGCUAAGCCUAAGGUCCGCGCGCGCUCACCGGCGCCGAGCAUCGAGGCCACGGCCGUGGAGCCCGAGGUCCUCUACAAGAACGGGUCAGUGAAGAACGGCUUCAGCAACGGCCACGGGCCCGCGCGCGCCCGCACCGUGCUGCCCGCCGGCAACUGACCGCCCCGCCCCGCCAGCCAUUCCUCAGUCUGUGAUUCAUAGCCGGCUCACGGCGCCAUGUUUAACCCCCGGACAAUCGUCGGCUAGUGAGGCGGCCUACACCAGCUGUUAGCGUUAAAUGUGAUUUUUAUCUAGUGUACAUACAGUUAGGCGGUGUCAACGGUGUAAAUUUUAUUUGUAAUUUUAAAAACGAUAUUAUUAAAGAAGAAUAACAAAAAUAUAGCUAGAUUUGUGAUCGCAUAGCGUUUUGUACUUUUAUUAGGUUAGCGUUAAUGCUUAGACAGCCUCUGAACAGGAGAUACAGUCAUAAUACUUAUUUAUACUGAACAAGGUGCUUCUUUAUCUUUAUGUAUUAAUUUUAACAAUUAUUCAGUACCUUGCCAGUUACGUUGCAAUAUUAUAUCGUGUAAUGGCAGAUAAUUAUUCUAAGAGAUGGUUGUUGUAGCCAUGUUAAAUUCUCCUCUAUAAUGAGGAAUAUUUGUAUAUUAGGAAUUCUUAAUUUCUCCUUAUCUAAUUCUACUUCUUUCUCACUAGAUUGUUAUUUCCUUGAAUUUUAUUUGAAGUAUGGACCAAGUAUAAGUUGCGUAGUUCGAUCGACCGGACUAACAACGGAUAUACGGCUACAAAAAAUACAAUUAUACCUAAAUUGUAUUUAUUGACGAUAAUGAAAUUGAUGACACUCAAAUCGACUGCUCUAUUCAGUUGUAGUUAAUAUAAAGUAAAAACUAUUAUGUGGUUGUGUUGGUUAUUUAUUGUUUUGUUUUAAUUUAGUUUUUAUUUAUGAUCAGGAAUUCUCAGUUUGUAUGGUUGAGGCGCCACUGGGCAAUUUCAUCGCAAUAUUUCUUCCUUGUUUUGGUCUUCCGUAAGGUAAUAAUACGGUGACCAUGAAGUAUCCUUCCUGAAUUUGUACAAAACUUGGAACCACCGGCCUCUGUGGCUGCGCUUCGCCACGUCAAACUUUUUGAACAAAAUGCUCUGCCUUUUUUGACAGAGUACAGAGCCUAGAACUUAGCAUUUUGUAGAUAUUUUUCAUUUUGGACUCAGUUUAUGAACCUAUUGUAAUUUUUAUACAAAAUAAUGCAAAUAAAUUAUAAGUGUAAUUUU